Molecule: messenger RNA, 3081 nt
Organism: Camelus dromedarius (Arabian camel)
Lineage: Eukaryota; Metazoa; Chordata; Mammalia; Artiodactyla; Camelidae
Gene: ZNF215
Product: zinc finger protein 215
Exons: 6
Coding region: 717-2306 (529 amino acids)
Biological process (GO): regulation of transcription by RNA polymerase II
Molecular function (GO): RNA polymerase II cis-regulatory region sequence-specific DNA binding; DNA-binding transcription factor activity, RNA polymerase II-specific
Source: RefSeq, a predicted model, not a curated record
AGUGCGCCGGCGUGCGCCUUGGCAUUUAGAAGACGUACAGCGAGUCUGUGUGUGUAGGGGCCGAGGGUACCGCCAAGUUCUAGGUUCUGGCGUGAUUUCCGACGCAAGCUCCUCUCUUCGGCAGGGUCCGCGACUUCGGCGCCUCCUCUGAACCGGCUCCUGGGUGUGACAGAACCGAGCCCUGGGAGCCAAGCUUGCAGGUAUCACGCUGGACCGCGGGCGGCGAGGACGCGGAUGCGUGGAACUGGAAGUCCCGCUUGAGGGCGUCCACCCCGACCGCGCAGGUCUCCUCCGCGUGUUCGCAGUUCCCUGGAUCCCGGCUCUGCGCUCCGCAGGCUCUGCGCUCCGCAGGCUCCGCGGGAGAACCUGGAGAAGGGCGCGGGCUGUGUAGCGGUGGAAAUGUAGGCUGGGGAAAGAAGUGAGUGUAUGAGAGAGGAGAGAUACGGAGGAUUAGGCAUGGGAAACCGGACGGCUGUGUUCUAGAUCCAGUUCUGCCGUCCUCUUGUCCAUUCUGUCGUGGGGGCAAUCUCCAGGAGCUUAACUUGGUACCUGAAGAUUGGCUCUGAAGCCUCUAGAACUUUCCUCUUACUGAGAUAUAACUUAGUUCAAAUCACACUGCAUAUAUAUAGUACAUAAGUGCUUAGCUCAAGCCUGAGAAUUAUUGGAAUCCUCUGGCAAGACAAAUUUGAACAGCACUGGGAGUUCUAUCUGGGAAGAUGCAGCCUCUGAACAAGUUGAUGGCUAUCCCAAAACCUCAGAGCCUGGCUCCUCAUGAACAAAGUGAGGUCCUGAGAGCCGAUGUGUCUUGGCAGCAGGAAACCAUCCCAGGCGUGGGGACAGAUGACUGUGAGGCCUCUCGUCAGAAGUUCAGGCGUUUCCAGUAUAUGGAAGUGUCUGGGCCCCAUGAAGCCCUGAGCCAACUGUGGGAGCUCUGUCUUCAGUGGCUGAGACCAGAGAUUCAUACAAAGAAGCAGAUCCUAGAGCUGUUGGUGCUGGAACAGUUCCUGACAGUUCUCCCUGAAGAAGUCAGGACUUGGGUGAAUUUACAGCAUCCAAAGAACAGCAAAGAAGUGGUGAGCCUCAUAGAAGAUGUGUUUGAUAUGCUUAAAGAUGAAGCUAUGACCUGCAAGGAUUCUGCCCUCCUCCAGAAGUGGGGCGUCAGGAAGGAGAACAUGGACGCUCACUCACUAACAGGCACAUCCCAGGAACCAGUGACAUUCAAAGAUGUGGUUGUGGAAUUCAGCGAGGAAGAGUGGGGGCAGCUGGACCCUGCUGUAAAGAACCUGUACAGGGAUGUGAUGCUGGACAACUAUAGGAACCUGAAUUCGUUGCAUAAAGAGCAUCUGCUUUCCAAACCAGCUGAGAUCGCCAAGUUGGAGAGUAAGGAAAAAAGUUGGAUAAUGGAACAAGAAAUCCCGAGAGCAACUGUUUUGGACAGUAAGAUAAUUUCAGAAAAGGAGGAUCCAGUUCCAGAGCAGAGAGUCUCUGGAGAGGAACUGUCUCAUGGAGUGAUUAUGGCAGGGCUGACCGACAGUGGACAUCCUCCUGCAGAUGCCUGGAAAUAUGAUGAUUGGUUGUAUAGGAACCAGGAACACUGGGACAUAAAUUUGCCACAAGAAGGUUUCAUCCGUAAGACAGUCUGCACUGAGGAGGGAGACUUUGAAUAUGGUGAAAAUAAGGACUGCUUAGAUGUUAAGUCAGUUAACUCAAUUUUUGAUACACCACAGAGCAUUCCUAUGAAGAAGGAAUCCCCAAAGUGUGAUCAGCUUAAAACUAAUUUUGAAUUUAAUUUAGACUCAGUAGGUAAGCAGCAUUCAGAAUAUGAUGAAUGUGGGAAAGCCCUGAGCCUGCGUACAGACACUCAGCACCUGAAAAGUCAUACCACGGUGAAUUCCUAUGAGUGUUUUCAAUGUGGGAAGGCCUUCAGCCGCAGUUCAUCCCUUGUUCGACAUCAGAUCAUUCACACAGGAGAGAAACCCUAUAAGUGCAGUGAAUGUGGAAGAUUCUUCAACCGACGUACAAACCUUACUAAGCAUCAAAAAAUUCACACUGAAGCAAAGGCCUGCGAAGGCAAUAAAUAUGGAAAAGCCUUCAGUAUGCUUGAAGACAGUAAUAAAAAUCGAGGACUCCGUUCUGCAGAUAAUUCCUAUGAAUGUGUUAACUGUGGACAAUCCUUCACCCGUAGCUCCUCACUUAUUCGACAUCAAGUGAUUCAUACAGGAGAGAAACCAUUCAAAUGUAGGGAAUGUAAGAAAACCUUCAACAGGAGUUCAAAUCUUAUUAAACACCAAAAACGUCAUACUUGACAGAAGUCCGGUCAAAGGAAGAAUGCAGAAUUACCUUAAUUCUUCUUAAUUACGUUCUGCACCAGAGUGCAGAACUCAUUCAACAUCCAUGAAUUUAUCCUGGAAGGAAUCCUGUGAAUAUAGUAAAUGAAAGAAAAUGUUUGUCCGAUUAUUCUUUAAUUGAUAACGACUGAAUUAAAAUUGGAGACAAAUAUGUUAUUGGAUAGAAAUCUGAAGGGGCUUUUCCAGACUCCAAAUGAAACCAUAAGGGUUUAGAGAUAAACACAUCACCAUACAAGUGUUUGUCUUUUUCCAAUAUCCAUGACCAUCGUUUUUCCCUAGUUCAUAAAUGGAACCUGUGGCAUACCUAUGUUCACCUGAUCUAUUGAUGAAGUAGAUAUUAGGGAGGAGCCGAGCAGUACUCUUGGAGUUGAUAUUUAAUAAAAUUUUCAGUCCUUCUAAGAAGGUCACAAGAAACCAGGAGCUCAUGAGAAUGCAGAAGGACUCUUCUAAGGACUGACUCUGAAUCGAUGGCGAAGACCACAGUGAAGCUAAUUACUCCACCCCUGUUACUAUCUGUGGCUGUCCUGGUGCUGAGUGGGGACUGGAAUUGGAAGAGGGUUAUCAACUUCGGUGGGAGGUAGAUGUGUCGUUGCUAAUCUACAUAUUCUCAAUAUCUGUAUUUUUUAAAGUAUUCUUUAAAGAAAAACAUUCCAAACUUAAGAAAUUCUUGAUGUAUAUAGUUCAGUCAUUCAGAGCAAUUGCAUGUUUAAUAAAAUGGAUUAUGACAUUCUCA